Penicillium taxi is the source of this 672-nucleotide messenger RNA. Its product is annotated as peroxiredoxin. The coding region runs from base 1 to 672 and encodes 223 amino acids. Gene Ontology annotation, cellular component: cytoplasm. Gene Ontology annotation, molecular function: thioredoxin peroxidase activity. NCBI's taxonomy places the organism in Eukaryota, Fungi, Ascomycota, Eurotiomycetes, Eurotiales, Aspergillaceae. Gene Ontology annotation, biological process: cellular response to oxidative stress; cell redox homeostasis. The record is from RefSeq and is a predicted model, not a curated record. The transcript has 2 exons.
AUGGCUGUGCUACGCAAGCGCAAGACUCCUCCUCCCGCGCCUGAGCCAAAACAGAAAAAAGAACGUAAGACCAAGGUCACAAAGGCUACCGUUGUCAACACAUCUGCAAAAGAUGAACCUGUUCCAGAACCAGUAGCCGAAUCCUCUACUGUCGCACCUGCCGAGGAGGAUAAGCCUACAGCGAAGACAACGACUACGCCUCCCAAAACUGGGGAUAAGGUCGAUUUUGAUGGAUUUGGUGGCGAGGUUGAAACGAAUGAUGGAAAAAAGGUGUCACUCAAGUCACUUGUGGAGGAAAGUGAGGCUGGAGUUGUGCUGUUCACCUACCCCAAAGCCUCUACUCCUGGAUGCACUACCCAGGUUUGCUUAUUCCGUGACAGUUACGACUCUCUUACUGCCACUGGUUUGUCUAUCUAUGGUCUCAGUACCGAUAGCACCAAGGCGAACACAACCUUUCAGACCAAACAAUCCCUGCCUUAUCCCCUUUUGUGCGAUCCCUCCGCAUCGUUGAUUACCGCUAUCGGACUCAAAAAGACCCCGAAAGGAACACAGCGAGGUGUAUUCGUCGUGAAGAAGGAUGGAGAGGUUCUUGCUGCUGAACCGGGCGGCCCAGCCGCUACUGUUGAAGUUGUCAAGAGGUUAGUCGCCGAGACAGGAGGCUCUGAGGAGUAG